AAGCCAGGCGCCUGCCUAGUCUGCUGGUUAUCAGACUUUGUCCUUUCGCAAUUGCUUAUUGCAACGUCUGAAUCACCUCCCUUCAUUCUUUCCCCAUCUCUCUUCCUCUUCCUCCCUUCCUCUCGCGCACACACACUCUCAUACCACAGCCCUUACCAGUACUGCGUCCUUGAGUCUCAAAAUGACUUCUUCUACGGGUCCAGAACUUGUCUUUGCAUUCGCAUACAUCAUUGUGGGCUCGAUAUUGGCUACAUGCCUCCUCACAGUACUCAAGUUCGAUAUUGGCCACACCGUGACCUCGAAGACCGGUGCCUAUCUUACAUCUGCGCUCAACUCAGCCUGUGAGACCUGUCUUCGUCUCUUUUCUGUCGCCGACCCACACUCUGCUCCCAAGGGUGAAUCAUCCUCCCUUUCUCGCGGUUAUCUACAAGACCUUCCCCACCGAUCUGGAGCACGACCAACAGUCCGAGGCUGCCUUAACCCACGGCAGACCGAUCAACUUCCUACCUUUGACAAGGAUAUCAAUGGACGACUCAGACAGCUCCUCACCGACACUAGUGCGAAGUAUCCAGAGUCCAUCUAUCUUGGACGAUCGACCUUCGAGGGCGGCAAUGCCACUCUCUUCGCCCGCCAUCGAGUCUUUGACCAAACGAAGUAUCACGGCGAGAUUGUCGGUAUGCAUGUCGACUCCGGUUCUAUGACCGUUACCAUCCACCCAGAUGAUGUCCGGGCUGUUAUUGAGAAUGGAUGGGGCCAGAGACACCCAUUGUCAAGUCGUAGUGCGACCUGGCUUCGCUACUCUACUACUUCUGCACAUCACACCCCAAAAGCUGGUACCCAAGUCAUUCUCUAUGCACCCAGAAACCAGGAGGAGUUGAACCUCAUUGAGCAGGUCAUAAAUGCUGCAGUGUGGUGGGUUGGCGGCAUCGACUCGUCUCUACGAAAGGAGAGUUUCUGUUGAGUGGCAUCACAGACUAGCAACCCAACUUAUUCUUUACGAUGCAUAUCUGCUUUUACACCGCUUCGCCUACUAUGGAAACCCCCCUUAGGGGUGUGUAGGAUAUCGAGUCAUCGCACACGACAUGGAUAAGGUGGCCUCGGUACUGUACCAUACCAGGUAAUAGAGCUAGAACUUCCCGGCUAUGAUGGCUCCAUUACAGGCAGUAUAUCUUCUUCUUCUGAAGAUAGGUCGCUAGUCAAUUCACAAUGGACGACGCAGCUCGGAGGUCAAACAAGACCACAAACAGACAGAAGUACAUAGAUUGUCAAUGAGUUUAGUUUCAUUUCAAA
Molecule: messenger RNA, 1290 nt
Organism: Exophiala mesophila
Lineage: Eukaryota; Fungi; Ascomycota; Eurotiomycetes; Chaetothyriales; Herpotrichiellaceae
Exons: 1
Coding region: 182-961 (259 amino acids)
Source: RefSeq, a predicted model, not a curated record